Molecule: messenger RNA, 2056 nt
Organism: Myripristis murdjan (pinecone soldierfish)
Lineage: Eukaryota; Metazoa; Chordata; Actinopteri; Holocentriformes; Holocentridae
Product: tubulin alpha-1B chain-like
Exons: 4
Coding region: 280-1527 (415 amino acids)
Biological process (GO): microtubule-based process
Cellular component (GO): microtubule
Molecular function (GO): GTP binding; structural constituent of cytoskeleton
Source: RefSeq, a predicted model, not a curated record
AUGUGGAAGUUUAAGAGAAAACGGAGCCUCUCACUGUUGAAGACGAACCGCCGUUAGACGUUGAAACCUCGAGCUCCUCAGUGGCAGGGUGGAGUCAGGUUGCCAGAUCCGACUCCCGGACCGGUUUCUGCGCAGCACAGCACUAAACGAAAAAGACAGACAUACAGCUAUGCACAGCGUGAGUGCAUCUCCAUCCACGUGGGCCAGGCUGGGGUCCAGAUUGGCAAUGCAUGCUGGGAGCUGUACUGUCUGGAACAUGGCAUCCAGCCAGAUGGACAGAUGCCCAGUGACAAAACCAUCGGAGGAGGAGACGACUCCUUCAACACUUUCUUCAGUGAGACUGGAGCUGGCAAGCAUGUACCCAGAGCGGUGUUUGUGGACUUGGAGCCGACUGUCAUUGAUGAGGUCCGGACAGGAACCUACCGCCAGCUCUUCCACCCCGAGCAGCUGAUCACUGGGAAGGAAGAUGCAGCCAACAACUACGCUCGUGGCCAUUACACUAUUGGCAAAGAGAUCAUCGACUUGGUUCUGGACAGGAUACGUAAGCUGACUGACCAGUGCACCGGUCUGCAGGGAUUCCUGGUCUUCCACAGCUUUGGCGGUGGCACCGGCUCCGGUUUUACCUCCUUGCUGAUGGAGCGUCUGUCUGUUGACUACGGCAAGAAGUCCAAGCUGGAGUUCUCCGUGUACCCCGCUCCCCAGGUGUCCACGGCCGUAGUGGAACCGUACAACUCCAUCCUUUGCACGCACACGACCCUGGAGCACUCUGACUGCUCUUUCAUGGUUGACAACGAGGCCAUCUAUGACAUCUGCCGCAGAAACCUGGAUAUCGAACGUCCGACUUACACCAACCUCAACAGGCUGAUGAGUCAGAUCGUGUCCUCCAUCACAGCCUCCCUCCGCUUCGACGGUGCACUGAAUGUGGACCUGACUGAGUUCCAGACCAACUUGGUGCCCUACCCCCGCAUCCACUUCCCUCUGGCGACCUACGCUCCUGUGAUCUCUGCUGAGAAAGCUUACCAUGAGCAGCUGUCAGUGGCCGACAUCACCAACGCCUGCUUUGAACCAGCAAAUCAGAUGGUGAAAUGCGACCCCCGCCAUGGCAAAUACAUGGCCUGCUGUUUACUGUAUCGUGGGGAUGUUGUGCCCAAAGAUGUUAAUGCGGCCAUUGCUACGAUUAAAACCAAGCGCACCAUCCAGUUUGUGGACUGGUGCCCCACUGGCUUCAAAGUGGGCAUUAACUACCAGCCGCCCACCGUGGUACCUGGUGGAGAUCUAGCCAAAGUCCAGAGGGCUGUGUGCAUGUUGAGCAACACCACUGCUAUUGCAGAGGCCUGGGCUCGUCUCGACCACAAGUUUGACCUGAUGUAUGCCAAGCGUGCCUUUGUGCACUGGUAUGUAGGUGAGGGUAUGGAGGAGGGCGAGUUCUCUGAGGCCAGGGAAGACAUGGCUGCUUUAGAGAAAGAUUAUGAAGAGGUGGGUGCUGAUGGUGUGGAAGGAGAGGGAGAAGAGGGAGAGGAGUAUUAAAGAUGAUUGUGACCCCUCCCCUUCCCCAAAUUGUCAGCUUUUGCUGUUUCACAUGUUCAUGACAGGUCAGAACCUUUUUGACUCAGCUGACAUUAGAGAAGGAAGUUGCAGGCCAGUUCUGUUAAAACAACAACAAAAAAUAAACAUUCCACAGUGUUGCAGCGGUUUUUGGUUAGAGUUUGCAGAGAAGCAGUUUAAUGCUGAAAUGUUGUGAUGGGUUUAUUAUUUCAUCCCUGUAAUUGCUUCUUUAAGAUGUUUUUCUGAAACUGAUCUCCUUUAAUCAGGUUUGUCAGGUCUGAAACUUUAAGGACCUUAAAGUAGACAUUUGCGAGCCAGUUGUGUAAAACAUCGCUAAAUCUUUCCAUAUAAUCGCACCACAUGUUGGUUUGUGUUGCUGGUUUUGUUGGCAGAUAAGACAUGUAAUGUUGAAAUGUUGUCCUUGUUGUCAUAUGUUGUGUUUGUUAUUGCAGUUUUGCUUGACGUCUUGGACCAGCUUGCUUAUUUAAUGCAGUGAAUUCAAUAAAAUGUU